AGAGAGAAGAGAGAGAGAGGAGGGGAGGUAAGGGACAGCUCAUUCACUUGAUGGUCUAAAGAUGAUAUACAAAGUGUCGCAGAUAUUUGAUUUAACCCAGUUCCCUAAACCCUUAUCUCCUAAAACCCUACCACUCAGACCAUUUUCGUCUUCUUCAACACAUGCUUUCAGAACAAAUUUACCGUUUAAAACCCACAAACCCCUCUUCAUUAAGCACAAUAGACUCCAAAUCAGGGCUUGUAGAGCUUCAAAUUCGAAUUCAUACUCAGUCGAAUCAUCAACAACCCAAGAAGAAGACGCCGAGUCAGCUCAGUUGUUCGAGAGAUUGAAAGAUUCAGAGAGAGAUCGGAUAAACAAAUUAGAAGAACUUGAUAGAAAAGCAAAUGUUCAGUUAGAGAGGCAGCUUGUCAUGGCUUCAGAUUGGAGCAGGGCAUUGUUGACCAUGCGGGGAAAGUUGAAGGGAACAGAGUGGGACCCUGAGAACUCACACAGGAUAGACUACAGCGAAUUUCGGAGACUUCUUGAUUCAAAUAAUGUCCAAUUUAUGGAAUACUCAAAUUAUGGGCAGACAAUAUCAGUGAUUCUGCCUUACUACAAAGAUGGAAAAAUGGAAGAACCAGGAGAUUCUAAGAAGGAAAUCAUUUUCCGGCGCCAUGCGGUUGACCGUAUGCCAAUUGAUUGCUGGAAUGAUGUUUGGCGUAAGUUGCAUCAGCAGCUCAUAAAUGUUGAUGUCUUCAAUAUGAAUACGGUACCAGGAGAAGUCUACUCUACUGUUGCAACUGCAGUCGUGUGGUCUAUGCGGCUUGCUCUUGCCAUUGGAUUGUACGUCUGGAUUGAUAACAUGAUGAGACCAAUUUAUGCAAAACUAAUACCUACUGAUUUGGGUACUCCUCCCAAAAUGACAAGGCAGCCACUCAAGCGCCGUGCCCUUGGAUCAUUAGGCAAGAGUCGGUAA
Messenger RNA from Ilex paraguariensis (yerba mate), 955 nucleotides. The record is from the annotation of a GenBank genome assembly. Lineage: Eukaryota; Viridiplantae; Streptophyta; Magnoliopsida; Aquifoliales; Aquifoliaceae.